Nezara viridula (southern green stink bug) is the source of this 2217-nucleotide messenger RNA. The record is from the annotation of a GenBank genome assembly. NCBI's taxonomy places the organism in Eukaryota, Metazoa, Arthropoda, Insecta, Hemiptera, Pentatomidae.
AUUAAAGAUGCUAUUUUAGACUCAUAGCUCUAUGACUACUUUUAAGACUAACUCGUUAGUGAUCGAUCAUCAGUCAUCAAUUGAUAGGGCCAUGUGAUUUUGUUUGAAAGCAACUUUUAAGUUUGUUACAAUCACUGUUUAUUUUCAUAGAUACAUCACUGUUUGUUAAACAUUACUGUUGAAGUUUUUAGAUAGUAUCCUCCGAAUGUAAUCAUUGGUUUUAUCUUUUUUCAAAAUGACUAUGGAUGAAAUAUCCUUAAAUAUCUGCACAGAGGCUCCAGUGACAUCUAAAAACAAGAAGACACCUCUUAAAAAUAGCGAUUAUUCUGAUGGUAUUGAAGAAACAAAUAAUGACAAAGUGCCUUCAAAUAAAAAAAACAAAAAGAAGGGUAAGAAAUCUUCAUUGUUUGAAGAUCAUUUGGACAUUCCUGCUUUAGAGUUAAAUGAUGAAUUUACACAAGUUGAAGAGUCACUUUUUUCAUUACGAGAAUUCAAAGAUUGCAGCAACAUACAUCCAUAUAUCAUUUCUGCUCUUGAACAAUUGUUUAGCAUUACUAAGAUGACUACUGUUCAGCAAUUAUCAAUUCCUCCCUUAUUGGCUGGUCAAGAUGCUCUUGUGAGGUCUCAGACUGGAAGUGGGAAAACCCUUGCUUAUGCUAUUCCGAUUUUACAUGCGUUGCAGAAUAUCAAACCAAAGAUUGACAGGACUAGUGGUGUCAGAGCUCUCAUUGUCCUUCCUACAAGAGAAUUGGCCCUUCAGACAUAUGAAUGGUUUCUGAAGCUUGUCAGGGCAUUUGCGAGAAUAGUUCCUGGAAUAUUAAUUGGUGGAGAGAAACGCAAAUCUGAAAAAGCCCGUCUUAGGAAAGGGAUCAACAUAUUAAUAGGUACUCCAGGGCGAUUGAUUGACCACGUAAAACAUACAGCUUCACUUAAUCUUUCCCAGGUGUCUUGGUUAGUUCUUGAUGAGGCUGACAAAUUACUGGAAAUGGGUUAUGAGAGAGAUGUCGGGAGCUUACUUGAAAGCUUGGAUAAUGUGGCUGAAGUGAAACGACAAACAGUGUUGUUGUCGGCAACCUUAACACCAGGAGUUGAAAGGUUGGCAGGCCUGGCCUUGGAUAGCCCAGCUCGUAUAGAUUCAUCAAAUGCUGAGGAGAAUGAUGAAGCUCUCGUUGUACCAAAUACACUUGAACAGAUUUAUAUAAUUGCCAAUGCCAAACUUCGUCUUGUUUCUCUCUCUUCGUUCCUUCUUCAUGUCUGUCAGGUGGAAGGUAGCAGUAAGGUCCUUGUGUUCAUGGCCACUCAAGACAUGGUCGACUACUUCACUGAGAUCCUGCCAAGGGUAAUGGAUCCUGAGGUUGAACUCUUUAAACUCCAUGGAAACAUGUCUCAUUCUGAUAGGACGGAAGUGUUCAAAUCUUUCAGAGCAGCAAAAUCGGGAGUUCUUUUCAGUACGGAUGUUGCUGCCAGAGGUCUUGAUAUGCCACUAGUCGACUGGAUUGUACAAUACAAUGCACCCAGGGAUCCAUCAGAAUAUGUUCACAGAGUUGGCCGAACAGCUAGAGCUGGGACGAAAGGACAUUCUGUUAUUUUCCUCUUGCCUUCAGAAACACAAUUUCUCCAAUGGCUGGCUAAUAAGAGGAUAAAAUUGAAGGAAGUGAGCAUAGAAAAAUAUCUUGGAUGCUUGAGCGAAAUAGAAGCUGCUAAUAAUAGUGAGAAAUACGGAGGUGGUUUAGAAGGGGCUAUAACUGCUCUUCAACAUACUUUUGAAAAUACCAUCCAAGAUGAUGAUAAUCUACAUGACUUAGCCCGCAAAGCUUACACAUCAUGGGUAAGAUUCUACAUGAGUUACCCAAAAGAAGCGCGGACAGUGUUCGACUUUAAAAUGCUUCAUCUAGGUCACCAUGCUAAAAGUUUUGCCCUUACUGAUGCACCUACAGCUAUUGGUGGACGUGGCAAAAAUAAAAAUGGGAAAAAGGGCAGCGGAAAGAAGAAAUCGAAAGAUGGUGAGAGAAAGAAGUCGAAGCCGUUGAAACUGGAUAGCCAGGAAUCGAGGACGAAAAGGCUGAUGUUUUCGGAAUACGAUUCUGGGCUGCCUCCUAUCAAGAAGCAGAAGACUUGAUCCCGUUCAUUACUGGUUGGCUUUGCUGUCAACGAGAGUGGUUCGCUUUUAUUAUCUGUACAUAUAAUUAAUAAAAACAUAUGAUUUAUUUUUACCUA